Molecule: messenger RNA, 564 nt
Organism: Aspergillus candidus
Lineage: Eukaryota; Fungi; Ascomycota; Eurotiomycetes; Eurotiales; Aspergillaceae
Exons: 1
Coding region: 228-443 (71 amino acids)
Source: RefSeq, a predicted model, not a curated record
CGCCGAUCCAGCGGUCGUGUCGCCUUCGCCGCAUGAAGGAUGGAACCAUUCCUCCCGAGCCUCAGGAUUUAACAUUGGCACCGCAGGUGUCCCGAUCGCCAUGGGUUGCAUUAUGGAUGGUGCCUGUCUGAUGUAGAUACUCCUAGGGUUUGAGUUUGAGGGAUCCUAUGGUUACUUUGAACAGUUCGUUAACAAUAGCCAAUCACUCCGGACAAUCGUAGUUGAUAAUGAUCCCUUGGCCGUUCGUUAAGUUCAUGGGAUCCUCCACUAUUGAUUAUCACGUUGCUUUUGCCGUGAAGAUCCCCUUUGGGACGCUUGAUAAGCCUCGUGUCGAGGCUGAUAGUGAUAUGAGCCAUCACUGCAACCUCCGUCAUCCGCCCUCCCUCCGGUAUCUUUUCCGGGAUUGGAGGUGGAGCUGCUUCUGCCCCUUAGUUUCUGGUUGAGCACCUACAAUAACAUAUGCGGUCGCUAUCCUUAAAGAAAGUACGGAGUCCCGAGAAUCUGGUCACUUCUAUCAAUUCUUUCUCCGCGCCACCAAGCUCCCUUCUGUCCGCCGGCCAGUGA